AUGGGCGACCUGAUCUGGCGCCGGGCAGAUGUCUCACGGGGGCCGAAGGACAAGGAGGCCUUGGCGAGUGAGCUCGGCAGCGCAGAGGCGGCGAAGCUGGCUCUGAAGGCUUUCGGGGCGGCGCCGGCCAGGUGGAGAGAGAUGUUGUUGGAAACUCUAACAAGCGAGGAGAUUGCUACUAAAGUUCCUCUGCUACGGUACCAGGGAGGUGCUGCGUCUCGCCCCAUGCUCUGGAAAGUCACGGGCGCGAACAGCGGGAGGGUGACAGGGGUGAUGUGUCGGGAGGGCGCCGACGGCACUUUCACCGCUGGAGAUGGAAGAUAUUCAGUUAACUUCGGUCUGCACAGUGGGGAGCCGGUAGCGGCUACAGGCGAUAAGGUGUUGGGGCUAAUCGGCGAAGCGCGUACAAAGCUCCUGAAGUCCAAGCUAUGCAAGAACGGGGAGGUGCUGCCGCUGAAAGAGAUUAGGUUGGGACUGGUUAGCUCGACACGCACUGUGAAGGAGCAGCGAAGGUGGGUUGGAGAUGGGAGGGUGAUUGAGUGGAAGGGGGUCAUCAAACAGAGGGACUCUCUCGCCACCCCCGCCCGGGCACGAGAAAUUUUGCUGAGGCUGCACUGUAGGAAUCUGCAAGUAGGGGAGCGGCUUUUCUUUAUGGAGGAAAAAGUGGUCUGUCCACACUGCGAGGCGGAGGAGACACUGGAGCAUUGCCUGCUCGGCUACCCGGCGAUUCAAAAGGUGGUGCGGUUCCUGCGGAGAGGACUGGCGGAGAUGAACCCGCUGUUGAACUGGCAGGGUCUGGAGGACGUGCUUUUCAUGCAGAAGAGCAUGAAGUCUGGUUUCCCGGAGAGUUCGUUCAUUGCCACCACACUACACCAGGUAUGGCUGGCAAGAUGUGAUGCAAGUCGUUGGAACAUCAAGUUUCAGCCGAAGAAAGUGAUGCGUAUGGCGGUGGUUAAAUUUGUCGCGCAUGCCAGGGUGUACUACCUGGCAAGGCAAGUGGCAGCACGGAAGCAUGGCGUGGCUGUUUGUAAUAAUGACUGGAAGCAUCUGCCAGCAGACAAGGAGGUCGUAAUGAGCAUGGCGACCAGUAGGAUAGCACUGCCUGCGGCUGAAUUCCCCCUCCACGUGCCAGUGGGCAUCGGUGGGUACGGGGUGACGCUUGAGAUGAAGGACUACGAAGUCCUUCGCGACGAGAAGGCCGAGUUCACAGAACCUUGCUUCGACCUCGGCCUCGCGUACGAGCUCGAUCGUCUGGGAAAGGGCGACAGCAUGAUCCUGAUCCGCGGUGCGAGUCUUCGCGCUGCCAGGACGGCGUCGAAGGCGGACCAUCUGAUUUUCGGGUCGGCCUUCGGCUUCGAAGCCCUCGCCAUCCCCCUGUGCACCGGUGGCGGACCUCUUCCCGGCAGGCACUGCAGCGUCCUACUUGUUGUGCGCCCUGGCGACCUGCUUUUGCCCGACGAGGAGGAGAUCGGGACGUUCUACCGCCACCUCGACCCCAAAACCUCCUCCAAGCGGCACGAGGAGGAGGCGGCCAACGUUUUGAGGUUUUUCGGCGAAUGCGUGAAGGCGGAGUUGAACCGUGGGGGAAGGCAGUGGACGGCUGCGCCUCCUUCCGCCAAAGUCCUCUCCGAACGUCUGGAGAGUCUUGCCGCCCCCAUCCGUGAUGUGAGUUUCCAACGUCCAUGUCGCCUUGUCGCCUGGGCUAUCGUCGUCCAGGAGUCGACUCACCCUUUUCUUCGGCGCCAUGUGCUUCGGAUGUUGAUGCAGAAAUUGCCCGACAUCCUCAAGGAGGAGGUCGCCGGCACGGGGCUGUUGGCGGUCAACGCGUUCGCGCGGUCGUUGGAGCAUCUGGACGACGUGCAUCGUAGCUACGAUCCGCUCAUCGUCGAGAACCCGAAGAUGGUCGGCUUGAAGGUGCUCCGACUGGAGCUGUUGCACCACGCGGAGAAGGCCGCGUCGAACAAAGGGGAGGCGGCGUCAACCGUGGCCCGUGGCGUCGGAACCGCCAUCGCUCUGGGUGGGGAGGAGGAGCACGAGAGGGAGGACGUCGAGGGGGGCGGGGAGCACGACGGUGGCUCGGAAGAAGAGGAGGACGUGGAGCGUGAGGAGGACGACGUGGCUGUCACCGGCGAAGAGGAAGCAGUACAGUUCGCCGGUGAGAAGGUUGCGGAUAAGAGCGGCGGCAGCGGACCCAAUUUGGGCAAGAAGGCCCGGGGCAGCAGUGGCUCGACCCCGACUAGGAUGGCGUCAAAGGCGGCUAUCGAGCGCGUGAAGGCGGCGGAGAGGGAGAUCAAGAAGCUGAGGGAGGAGAAGCUGGUGGCGGAAAAGAGGCUGGAGUUCCAGACGGCCCGGAACGACACGAUGUACGGCGUGGUCACCUCGGCCGUGAACAAGCUCACUACAGUCGCCGAGGGCGUGACCCAUCUCGAGCAGACGUCGGGGAGGAGCAUCCAAACGGCGGUGGACGCUAUGAGGGCGGUCGUGCAGGAGGCGGUGAGCUAUCGCGGCUCCACCCUAGAAUUCAUGAACACGCAGUGGCUGCCCACCGUGCAGGCCCUGCACUUGACGGCUACUGCUGCACAGGGUAGGCGACGGGAGGACGACCUCCUGCUGCUUCGAGGUGUGGCAGAUGCUCUUGGCCAGAAGAUCAAAACAGUCGUGUCUGCCGAGGCGGUCGACCAAGGAGCAGAGGCAGCGAACGUCGCGGCGGCGACUGCAGGGCCGAGUGGCUCAACGGUGGAGGCGGCUGUGUGGAGAGCGGCGGAAGAGGCCGGCGGGGUGGACGAAGAGAUCCUCGCCAGCAUCGUGAUGCCGGACCCGGAAAUUGAGGUCAUGCGGGAAAAACUACAAGCAGCAGCUCCCACCGUGGGAGCGCAACAGGGUGCACCAGCCGCCUCGACUGCUCCUGCGGAGGACCAUAGCGCGGCUGGCGCCAAAUCCCCCCCGGCCACAACCGGUGAGGACCGCGAUGGGAAGCAGAAGCGCAAGGGCAAGGACAAGGCGAAGGGCAGCCCGGCGAAGGUCGGCUCUUCCAAGGGGACGUCCAAAGCGGCCGCGCAGGGUCGGAAGGGUUCAGGCGUCCGCGUUGACCCUUCAAAUGGGCUGGCCGUCUCGGAGAUGAAGUUUGGGAAGAAGAGCCGUUACAUCUGCCGGUCGAUGGACAAGUCUGAGGCCGCCUACUACAUCGCUGUCACCGUUUCGUCGUUCGACGACUUUGUCAUCGACGUGGUUCUCGAGGAGUUCGGUGGGGUCAAGGAGGAAGUGAUGGCGCAGUAUAAGGCGGACUGGAAUGUGGCGCGAUUGAUUCCGGGGGGCAUGUGGAUGGUCAUGUGGAGCCAAGGGGCGAACGUCUUCCGCGACAGGUUCCAACAGGUGGUCGCGGAAUACAACAGGAUAACCGAAGCCGACCGCGCAGCUCUCAUGUUGGCUCUUCGCCCGGCGGUGUGGUUCGGCGACCUUCCGGAGUCGACCGAGCCCGAGAAGGCCGCGAAGAAGAAGGUGGCGAGCGACAUGAUCGCACGCGUUUCGAUGUGUGCCGCCUUCGCACCGGUGGCCGCGAAAGUGACGCCCAUUCCGGGCGUCGGGUCGGAGCGGUUGUCCGAGAUCCUUGCCGGUACUGCGGCCAUGGUGUGGUGUUUUUCGGAGACCAAUGCCACGGCGGAAGUAGCGGCCGGCGAAGGGGGGGCGGCAGCGACCGUGCGCGGAGCGUCCAACGAGUUCGCGAGUCGGUGUCGGACCGUCAUCGAGGCGGUGCUUCAGCGGGCGGCCUCCCGGGUGGUCGUCGUAGGGGAGGUCGCCGAAACGGUGACGAAGGACCUGCAGGCGGCUGUGGUGAGGUCGCUGCCUGAGGUCGGAGAGGAGCGAGAGCACGACGAGCUGAUCGCCCGUGUCAUGAUAGAGAACCUCGCCUUCUGGGGGGACUGCAAUGUCGGAGGCCCAAAGCUCAAGGCUCGCGGCGUCGAUUUGCCUAUCGACCCUCAGAUGAAGAUUAUCAUUCGGGACAGGGGGACGAGGGGGCAGCAGCACAAAGGGAAGCAGGUCGCCGACGCCUAG
Molecule: messenger RNA, 4053 nt
Organism: Closterium sp. NIES-65
Lineage: Eukaryota; Viridiplantae; Streptophyta; Zygnematophyceae; Desmidiales; Closteriaceae
Source: the annotation of a GenBank genome assembly